Leptosia nina is the source of this 393-nucleotide messenger RNA. Lineage: Eukaryota; Metazoa; Arthropoda; Insecta; Lepidoptera; Pieridae. The record is from the annotation of a GenBank genome assembly.
AUGGCUACUCCUACUCCAGAUACACCUGAACAAUAUGAUCAGUUUGAAGAUGAGGAGUCUGAACAGCAACUGGGGUCUACAGCAUCCGGAAGGAAACGAUUGUUUAGUAAAGAACUGAGAUGUAUGAUGUAUGGAUUUGGCGAUGAUCAAAAUCCGUACACUGAGAGUGUAGAUUUUUUAGAGGACCUUGUUAUUGAAUUUAUUACUGAAACUACUCAUAGAGCCAUGGAAGUUGGCAGACCAGGUAGAGUACAAGUUGAAGACAUUAUAUUUCUAGUUAGAAAGGACUUCCGUAAAUAUGCCCGUGUCAAAGACUUGCUUACAAUGAAUGAAGAAUUGAAGAAAGCCAGAAAAGCUUUUGAUGAAGUCAAAUAUGUUGAAGAUCAACAAUAG